Molecule: messenger RNA, 2817 nt
Organism: Pyricularia grisea
Lineage: Eukaryota; Fungi; Ascomycota; Sordariomycetes; Magnaporthales; Pyriculariaceae
Exons: 5
Coding region: 458-2281 (607 amino acids)
Molecular function (GO): protein binding
Source: RefSeq, a predicted model, not a curated record
CAGCCCAUAACUUCUCUUGACUUCCAUCUCGUGGCGCCUCUCCACGGUUUGGCAGUCGCCCCCUGAACAUCCAUCAAUCCCAUCAUCGCAGCCAACCAAACUAGCAUCAUCGCAAAGCGCGUCAAUUUCCGCUUUCGACUCUCGACCUGACCUUCCGAGCAGGCCUGGAGUCCCGCAUUUUUAUUUCAUUUUCGCUUCUGCGAAUUCGCGACCUCGACCACCAAAAAAACCGAGGACGUGGUCGAUUACGCGCCCGAGAUAACAUCAGACACGCACCCGAUCGACCAUCGCACGCGGCGUGAAAAGUGCCGAAACAAUCGCGACAGCUGCUUUUCUUGAUCGCGUCGUCGCUUUCAAUUCCCCUGGACCAUUUCAGAAAUUCAAUCGCCACUCCUGGCUCUCCGUAUACGUCGCGUCACGUCGCACAGCGCGAACAGAAUAGUCGCUCGCUUGCACAAUGUCGAUGCAUCCGGGUUACCGGGGCGGAGCUGCGCCUCCGCAGCCGAAUGGCCCCUCUCGACUGAACGAGCUGCUGGAAGGCAUCAGGGCCGAGUUCGAGGCUUCUGCGCGCGCCGCCGAGAAUUACGAGCACCAGAUUAAUACUCAGAUCAAUGAAAUGCACAUGGUCCGAGAAAAGGUGUACCAAAUGGAGCAGACACACGUGCAAUUGAAGGCCAAGUAUGAGGAAGAGCUUGCUCAUCUCCGUCGCCAGCUGGAGGGCCGAGGAGGAGGCAUGCCACAGGGAGCCAUUGGAGGUCCCUCACAACACGCAGGCCCCGCGCAGCCCCCCAACAUCGGUGUCGGCAACAAUGUCUUUGGUGCCAUCAUGUCUGGGCAGACUGGUCAACCUUUGGCACCACCUCCUCCGCCUCCGCAGGAGCAACAGCCGCCACAGCACCAGAUGGCGCAACCUCCGCCCGGUCUGUCCGGCCCUCCGCCUCCGCCACCACCCCCAUCGCAGCAGCCGCCAUUCCAGCAGUAUCCCCAGCCGCCCGGUCCGGGAAACUUCCCUUCACAGCCCCCUCAGAGCACCGCCUCUCCAGGCCCUGGUAAGCGUGGGGCUAUAGGAAGGCCUCCUGCGGGCGGCCCGGCGACUCCCCAGAUCAACAACCCGAUGCCAUAUCCAGGCCCAGGACAGUCUCCGCAAGUCCCCAACCACCCGACCCCUGACCACCCCCGAGGACUUGCACAACACCAGCCGCCCCAGCCGCCGCCUGGCAACGCCCUGGGUGACCUUGAUAUCGAGCGUAUUCCCUCGCACUUUAAGAAGAGCCGAGACGAUUGGUGGGCCAUCUUCAACCAGGCCGUGCCUCGUGUGCUGGACGUUGAUCUGGUACACACCCUUCAGCAUGAGAGUGUGGUCUGCUGUGUGCGGUUCAGCGCAGACGGCAAGUACGUCGCAACCGGUUGCAAUCGGUCUGCCCAGAUUUUCGACGUCAACACUGGCGAAAAGGUCUGCGUUUUGCAGGACGAUAACGCAGACACUACUGGUGAUCUCUACAUUAGGAGUGUUUGCUUCAGCCCCGAUGGCAAAUACCUGGCCACGGGUGCUGAGGAUAAGCAGAUCAGGGUUUGGGAUAUCACCACCAGGACAAUCAGGAUUCAAUUUGCGGGACAUGAGCAAGACAUUUAUUCGCUUGACUUCGCGCGUGACGGCCGCACGAUUGCUUCCGGAAGUGGAGACCGCACCGUCAGGCUUUGGGAUAUCGACAGCGGCACAGCCCUCACGGUCUUUACGAUUGAGGACGGUGUGACCACAGUAGCCAUAUCCCCAGACACCAAAUAUGUCGCCGCUGGCUCCUUGGACAAGAGCGUUCGCGUCUGGGAUCUCACGCAGGGUUGCCCUGUGGAGCGUCUUGAGGGACCUGAUGGCCACAAAGACAGUGUCUACAGCGUGGCGUUCUCUCCUAACGGCAGGGACCUUGUCACCGGAAGUCUUGAUAAGACCAUCAAACUGUGGGAGCUUGCCACACCUCGCGGCAACAUGCAGAACCAAGGAUCUAAAGGUGGCCGCUGUGUCAAGACCUUUGAGGGUCAUAGGGACUUUGUUCUCAGUGUCGCCCUGACCCCUGAUAACCAGUGGGUCAUGUCGGGAUCCAAGGAUCGCGGCGUCCAGUUCUGGGAUCCUCGCACAGGAUCAACGCAGCUCAUGCUGCAAGGCCACAAGAACUCGGUCAUCUCGGUCGCACCCAGCCCAACUGGUGGCUUCUUCGCCACCGGUUCCGGUGAUAUGCGCGCUCGUAUCUGGUCUUACACUCGCAUGGACAACCGUAUGGCGUAGGAUGCAUCGCGUGUUGGAUCGCCAUCCCUACACUCUCUAAAGUUCCAGUACGAAGACUGCUCGGAUGACGGUUAUGACCACUCCGUGUCAGGAUAUUGAGGAGAGGCGCGGAUCUUGCUGCUGUUGAUGGAUCCAAUAAAAGUACGGGCUUGCUCGUGUUUUUUGAGAGCGGGAUGACCACGUGCCUGGGAUGCAAGUUUGGGUAAUUGGUUCGCGCGCCCACAUAGCACCAUCGGCUUUGGUUGCACAGGCUUAAGUUUGUUAUAGUAUUACUUUCGAUUAUGCUCAGGAAAUGAGGAGUGGCGCAAGAGAUGGUUUCUUUGGGUUCUUUUUUAUUUUCUUUUUUCUUUUUUCGGCUUCAGAACGAGCGGGGCUUCUCUUGUCACGUCAGGUCGUCGACUUGGCGGGUAUAUAGCCCCGAGCGACUGCGGCGUGACUGAGGUGAGGAAGCAGAGUUGUAUCUAGUACGUGUCCUUAUUGUAUUCCCAAAAAAAUCCAAGAUCCACCACUGGGGUUUGCAGAUAACAUAUAUCAUA